Vicia faba (fava bean) is the source of this 717-nucleotide messenger RNA. The record is from the annotation of a GenBank genome assembly. Lineage: Eukaryota; Viridiplantae; Streptophyta; Magnoliopsida; Fabales; Fabaceae.
AUGUUCGAUCUAAGCACCUACCUUCGGGAAGGCGACAAUCUAUUUAUGUUCGAUCUAAGCACCAUCCCACGGGAAGGCGACGAUCUCCUUAAGUUCGAUCUAAGCGUUGACCCUCUGGAAGGCGACAAUCUCUUUAUGUUCGAUCUAAGCACCAACCUUCGGGAAGGCGACAAUCUCUUUUUGUUAGAUUUAAGCACCAACCUUGAGAAAGGCGACAAUCUUCUUAUUUUCGAUCUAAGAACCAACCCUUGGGAAUGUGAUGAUCUCUUUGUGUUCGAUCUAAGCACUGACCUUCGAGAAGGCGACAAUCUUUUUAUGUUCGAUCUAAGCACCGAUCCUCGGGAAGGUGACGAUCUCUUGAUGUUUGAUCUAAGCACUGACCCUCGGGAAGGCGACGAUCUCUUUUUGUUCGACCUAAGCAUCGACCCUCGGGAAGACGACAAUCUCUUUGUUUUUUAUUUAAGCAUCGACCCUCGGGAAGCCGAUAAUCUCUUAAUGUUCGAUGCAAGCACUGACCCUCAGGAAGGCGGCGAUCUCUUUAUGUUUAAUCUAAGCGUCGACCCUCGGGAAGGAGACAAUCUCUUUAUGUUCGAUCUAAGCACCGACCCUCGAGAAGGCGACAAUCUCUUUAUGUUCAAUCUAAGCAUCGAUCCUUGGGUUGGCGACAAUCUUCCACCCUAUCAUAUUCAGAUGUUUUCUUCAAUACUCCUUCGGUGA